AUGGCCGACUCUCUGACCGAAGAGCAGGUCUCCGAGUACAAGGAGGCCUUCUCCCUAUUUGACAAGGAUGGCGAUGGCCAGAUCACCACCAAGGAGCUGGGCACCGUCAUGCGCUCGCUCGGCCAGAAUCCGUCCGAGUCGGAGCUGCAGGAUAUGAUCAACGAGGUGGAUGCCGAUAACAACGGCACCAUCGACUUCCCCGAAUUCCUCACCAUGAUGGCUCGCAAGAUGAAGGAUACCGACUCCGAGGAGGAAAUCCGGGAGGCAUUCAAGGUUUUCGAUCGCGACAACAACGGCUUCAUCUCCGCCGCCGAGCUGCGUCACGUCAUGACCUCCAUCGGCGAGAAGCUGACGGACGACGAGGUGGACGAGAUGAUUCGCGAGGCUGACCAGGAUGGCGAUGGCCGGAUUGAUUACAACGAGUUCGUCCAGCUCAUGAUGCAAAAAUGA
Molecule: messenger RNA, 450 nt
Organism: Penicillium lagena
Lineage: Eukaryota; Fungi; Ascomycota; Eurotiomycetes; Eurotiales; Aspergillaceae
Product: calmodulin
Exons: 6
Coding region: 1-450 (149 amino acids)
Biological process (GO): spindle pole body organization
Cellular component (GO): central plaque of spindle pole body
Molecular function (GO): calcium ion binding; enzyme regulator activity
Source: RefSeq, a predicted model, not a curated record